AUGGAAAGAGAUGAAUUAAAGAAAGGACAUAAAGUUGUACUGUGUGAAGAGAAUAAUGACGGAAUGAAAAAGAGCGAUGAGUAUUUUUCCUACAUAGAUGAGAACAAUAUAAAUGACUACAUAAAUGAUGAGAAUGGGAACCAUGAUGAUAAUAAAUAUAUCCAUAGUGAUGAUAAUAAAUAUAUCCAUAGUGAUGAUAAUAAAUAUAUUCAUAGUGAUGAUAAUAAUCAUGUUAAUAAUUGUUCCCAUUUUAGUUAUGUAAAAGAUAUGUUAGAGUGUGAUGAAGAAAAAAAAGAUGUUGGUUUUAUGAUAAGCGAUAAAGAGAGAUAUGAAUUUUUAAAAUAUGCAGAUUAUUUUUUUCAUGAAUAUAAAGAUAAUGUACAUAUAUAUCGUGAAAUAAAGUUUGUAUUAAAAACGAAUAAUCCAUCUUUAUUAUGUUUAUUAAAAAAUAUAUGUUUAUUAGGACAUAUAAUAUAUUUUUAUGAAGACUUAUAUGAACAGAAAUUAUUAACAUCAAAAGAUAUAAAUAAUAUAGAAAAUAUAUUAUAUAAAAAUGAAGAUACUGUUUCUAAUAAUUAUACCAUUAUUUAUAAUUGUUUCCUUUUUUUAUUAGAAAUAAUUAAAUUAAGUAUACAUACAGGUGUUCAGAAAUUUGCUUAUUAUCAAAUGAUUAGAAAUAAAAAAUUGAUUCAAACAAUAUCUUAUAAUAAUUUUAAUUAUAAUCCAAAUAAAAUAAAAAACAAAGAACAUUUUUUUAUAAAAAAAGAUAAUGAAGCAUUAUUUAUAAAAGAUAUGAUAACUUUACAUAUUGUUAAUAUGUUAAAUCAAACUCAUAAACAUAUUCGUCUAUAUGCCUUAAAAUUAUCUAUACUAUUUAUAUCACAUAUUAGUAAAUCUAAUCAUAUAAUUAAUCACAUUAUGAAUAUUAUUUUUCAACAAAUUAAUUUUGAGGAAUAUAUUCAUGCUUUAGUACUUUUCCUAAAAUUAGUACCAUAUCUAAGCCAUGAUGUUUUAUAUCAUAUUAUCAAAAAGCUGUAUAAAUCUUUAAUAAAAAAAAAAGAUGAAUGUUCAAACGUACAUUCCUUAUUUAUGCACAUAAAAAAGGGAGGCAUGGAAAAUGAAAACCCUCAAAAAAAUAUCCACCAUGAAAAGGUAUCCCCAUAUAAGGUGGAGAAUCACAAUGUUGAUGGGGAAAAAGGUAUACAGGUUGGUUUACAAAAAGAAGAUGAUGGGAAUAAAGAAGAAAAAAAUGAAAAACAUAUAAGCGAUAAAAAUGAAGAAUAUAUAUCUGCACAAGAAACAAAGAAUCCAAAGGAGGAGAAUAUAUCACAUAUGUAUAACUAUUUAGAUAUAUUUAAAGAUUUAAAAUGUUAUAAUAAUAAUAAUUAUUAUGAAGAUAUGUAUUUUUCAAAAAAAAAUAAAAAGAAUACAUAUAUAAACAAAAUGAUAUAUAUAAUAAAUGAUCAUUUUUCUUUUACAAAAUGUUUAUAUUUUGCAAUGAUAGGAAGUAAAUUGAAUGAAUUAUAUCCAUAUGUUUCUUAUUAUUUAUUUAAAAAACUUUGGAAUAUUAUAAAUAAAAUUUUUUAUAUACCAUAUAAUCAAUGUGACGAAAAUAAAAUUGUACAUUUGUUGGAUGUCCUUUUUUAUAAUACUACAUUAUUAAGUUUUACAAAUAUAUUUUUAUUAAAUUUACAAAUUAUUAUAUUAAAAUUUUUAUUAAACAUAUCACAGACAUAUAUAAUGAAGAAAAGAUAUAUAACCUUUUAUUCAAUAAGGGCCUUAUUAUAUUUAAUAAAAAAAAAAAAAUUAUUUAUUUGUAUGGAUUAUUAUAUAUAUCAAGACAAAAUUAUGAGUAAUCAAGCGUAUCCUUUUAAUUGUAUGAACCAUUUUUUGUAUAUGUCUACCUUUCAAUAUUCUGAUAUAUUACAUAUAUUAAGCGUUAUAUUGUUUAAUAAUAAUAAUAAUAACAUAAAUGAUUGUAAUGAUAACAACAUAAAUGAUUGUAAUGAUAACAACAUAAAUGAUUGUAAUGAUAACAACAUAAAUGAUUGUAAUGAUAACAACAUAAAUUAUUGUAAUGAUAACAACAUAAAUGAUUGUAAUGAUAACAACAUAAAUGAUUGUAAUGAUAACAACAUAAAUGAUUGUAAUGAUAACAACAUAAAUUAUUGUAAUGAUAACAACAUAAAUGAUUGUAAUGAUAACAACAUAAAUUAUUGUAAUGAUAACAACAUAAAUGAUUGUAAUGAUAACAACAUAAAUGAUUGUAAUGAUAACAACAUAAAUUAUUGUAAUGAUAAUAAUAAUAAUUAUUAUUAUUAUUAUAAUUGUAAUACACUUUCCAUAUAUUUCUUUAUCAAAUUAAUUUAUAAAUUUUUUAAAGUUAUACAAAGGGGAACGGCACCUAAUAUUUUUAAUAUACAUAAUAAUAAUAUAUACAGAAAGAAAAUAAAAAAUGUUCUCAACAUAAAAAAAAACAAACACAAAUAUAAUAUAAUGAAUCAUAAAGUUUUUAAAGACACAAACAAAAAUAUGCACAAGCAUUCUUAUACGAAUUUUAAUUUUUCUUACUUUGAUUUGAACAUAAAUAAAUUCUUAACAUUAUUUAAAAAUGUACAGGAUGAAUGUAUUCAAAAGAAGGACAGCUCCAAAGUUAAACAUAUCAAAAAAAAAAAAGUUGAUGAUAUAAAGGAUGAAACAUUAAAGGAAUUCAUAAAAAAUGAUAAUAAGGAUGAUAUUAAUAAAAAAGAUCUUAUUAUUAAUAAUAAUAAAAAUCAACCAUUUUAUAAUCAAAAUGAACAUGAAGAAACAGGGAAAUUCAACUUUCUUAUAACAAUCGAUGAUGCUAAUAAUACAACAAACAAACAAAAACAUGCUGAUAUUUUUUUCCACAAUUUUAUUUGUACAGCAAAAAAUAAACACACAAACAAUAAUAUAAAUAUUAAAAAUUUAAACAUAACACUCGAUAUUAUUAGGAAAAAAAAAACCAAAAGGAAAAAGAAAAAGAAAAAAAAUAAGAAAAAAAAUAAGACCAAUAAAAUUAAAAAAAAAUAUAUAUAUAAAAUAAAAUAUUGCAAUCCAUACAAAAAUAAAAAUAAUAGUAUUAUACAUAAAUUAAUAAGUAAAAUGGAAAAAAGAGAACAAACAAAAAAAAAAAAUAAAAAAAAAUAUCAUACAAAUCAAAAGAAUAUAGGAAAAACAAAAAAAAAUAAAUCAAGUAAAAAAAUAAGGAACCAACAUGAUGAAAAAAAAAUCAAUCAAAUUAUUAAUCAUAAUAUAGAUGAUCAUAAUGGUUAUCAAGAUAUAGAUGAUCAUAAUGGUUAUCAAGAUAUAGAUGAUCAUAAUGGUUAUCAAGGUAUAGAUGAUCAUAAUGGUUAUCAAAAUGUAGAUGAUCAUAAUGGUUAUCAAGAUAUAGAUGAUCAUAAUGGUUAUCAAGGUAUAGAUGAUCAUAAUGGUUAUCAAAAUGUAGAUGAUCAUAAUGGUUAUCAAGAUAUAGAUGAUCAUAAUGGUUAUCAAGAUAUAGAUGAUCAUAAUGGUUAUCAAGAUAUAGAUGAUCAUAAUGAUUAUCAAGAUAUAGAUGAUCAUAAUAAUUAUCAAGAUACAGAUGAUCAUAAUAAUUAUAACAAUAUAACUAGUAGUUAUACUACUUCUUCUAGUAGUUGUAUUUAUAGUAGUAGUAGUAAUUUAUAUAAUGAACAGGAUUAUGAUGAAGAAAAUGAAAAAGAAAAAGAAAUGGAAUCAACCAAUUUUAUAAAAGAUACACAACAAAAUUGUAUUAUUAGUAAUAAUAAUAGUUAUGAUAAUAAUAGUUUUAAUAGUGAUGCCUUACAUAAUGAAAUCAAUACAUUUUCGCAUUCUUCAGAUAUAAAUAAAAAUAUAAUGUCUAAUAUAAAUGUUGGAAGUGAUGAAAUAAGCGAAAUUAGCUUUUCCAAAAAUUCAAUUUUUAAUGAAGAUACAAAUAAUUUUUUGUUCAUAAAUAAUGAUAAACAAAAUAAAUGCACAAAUAAAAGUACAGACAAAAAUACAAAUAAAAGUACAAAUAAAAGUACAAACAAAAAUACAAAUAAAAGCACAAAUAAAAUAUAUAACACACAUUAUAUAUCUUAUGCUUUUCAUUUUUUAAAACAAAAUAAAAUAAACCUAGGCAACCUAAUAGAUGAACAUAAAUUAUAUUAUCAUAACUAUAAUGAAAACAAUCUAUUUACACAUUUUAAAAAUGAAUUCUUUAAAAAAGGAAAAGAAAAAAAUUCUGACAUACCAAAUAUCAUUGUCUUAAAACAAAUCAUGUUUAUAAAAAUCCUUUUCUUUCUUUAUAAACAUAACAACUUAUUAAUUAUCAAACUAUAUAUUCUUAAAACGUUAUCUAUUUUAUCAAAACAUUUAAUUUUUGAAGAAGAUAUAGAAAACUUUAUAAGAAUAUUCAAUUAUUUUGUUACACAUUUUUUAAAACAAAAUGAUUUUACUAAUACACAGACAUCAACAUUAUUAAAACAUGAUAACAACAAUAAUGUACAUACUCAUUCUACUGAACUAUUAAAGAAGCAAAAAUAUACAAAUCAUAUAUUCCAAAAUAUAUACAAACAAAAUGAAAAGGAAACAUUAUAUAGUAAUAACUCAUAUAAUUCGGAUCAUACAUCUUAUUUAGGAAGUGUAAUUAUGUCAUCAGAUUCUUCUACACAAGAACAAAAAAAAAAUAAAACAAAUAAAAAAAAUUAUCUUAACAAUUUUGUAAAUUAUUUAUUAAAUAAAAAUCAUAUGCUCAUAUUAGAAGAAACAAAUAGCUCAUUUUAUAAUAAAAAUGUAUUAAAAAAUUUUAUACGUAUAUAUAUAACAGAUAUUAUACAUAAAUUAUUGAAAUAUAAAAACCAAAUAAUAUUGAAUUCCAUACUUUAUAUUUUUACAAGUAAUCAAAUUAUACCAUUCUUUAAUUUGUUCCAUAUUUUUAAUAAAGAAGGUAUUGAACAAAUAUUGAAAGAACCCUUCUUUUAUUUAACAGUAGAAAAAAAAUAUAUAAACGAAAAGGAAAAGGAAAGGGAAAAAGCAAACCAAGAUGAACAUAUAAAUAUUAAUCAUACCAAUAAUAAUCUUUUUGAAAUAACAAAAGGAGACCAUAAAAAUGAAGACAAAAAAAGUAUUAAUAAAUAUCCCAUUUCUUAUCAUCAUUCUUAUCUUAAUAUUUUAAACAAACACUUUUUUCAAUCAUUCCAAUUCGAUAAUAUUAGUUUUAAUAAUGUUAAAGCACUUUUUUAUUUCUCCUUUUUUAAUUUUAUUAAUCAUAAAGAUUCUAUGAUUAUAUUUAGAAAAAAAACUCUCACAUUCUUAAAUAUUCUAAAUGAUAUAUAUUUUUUUAAAACCAACAAAUACGUCUUUUAUCGUGAAAAAUAUAGGGAAAAAUUAUUUUGUGUAGACAAAACUAAUGAUUUUGCAUGUACAAGUCAGGCAAAUAACUUAACACAUGCAGGAAAAAUGAACGAAUUAUUAUGUACAAGUCAGGUAAAUAAAAAGUUGCAAUAUAAUGAAAGAGUUGGUGUAUUAUCAUAUAAUGAGCGGAUUAAUUUGAAGAUUGAGAGUAUGAAUGGACAUAAAUAUAUUAAUAUUGAGGAUGAUAGUAUAGAUAAAAAAAAGAAGAUAGACAUAAAAUAUGAUAUAAAAAAUAAUGAUAUAAAAAAUAAUGAUAUAAAAAAUAAUGAUAUAAAAAAUAAUGAUAUCAAAAGUGAUGAUAUCAAAAGUGAUGAUAUCAAAAGUGAUGAUAUCAAAAGUGAUGAUAUCAAAAGUGAUGAUAUCAAAAGUGAUGAUAUCAAAAGUGAUGAUAACAAAAGUGAUGAUAUCAAAAGUGAUGAUAUCAAAAGUAAUGAUGUGAAUAAUAGUGAGAACUCAAAUAAAUUUUCUGAUGACGAUGAUUAUUACUCAAGUUCUUCAUGUAGUGUGUCGAUAUCUUGUGUAUCUUACAAAUCUGUUGAUGAUGGUAGUACUGUUCAUUAUGUAUCAGAUGAUGAUAAAGAAUCUGUUGAUGAUGACUUUUCAAUUUCUUCGAUAUCGAAUAAAUCUUUUAAACAUAGGAUAAUAAAAUCAUAUGACAAUUUAUAUAAUGAAGAUAUGAGUACAAAUGAAAAUAUACAAAUGACUUGUGAUAUACAUGAAUGUUCUUAUAUAUAUAUGUAUAAAAUUGGUUUGUAUUGUAUAAUUUCAGGGUAUUAUAAUUAUGGAUAUAAAAUAUUUACAAAAUUAUAUAUGAUGGUUAAUAAUAGAGAUAUAAAAUUAUGGUUAGAAUGUUUAUUAAAUUAUUGUAAAUUUUAUUAUUUAAAAAAAAACCAACAAAAACAAAGUACAUAUUUAUAUGUAAGAAAAAAAAGUGAUAAAAAUAAUAUGUAUUAUAUAAAAAAUAAUAGAGACGAAUUUUAUCAUAAUCAUAAUGAUUUUGUUAAUCACUGUAAUUAUAACAUUGGUUAUAUCAAUCCAUCAAAAUGUUUAGAAAAGGCUCAAGAAUGUAUUAAACAAAUAAUAAGUUAUAAAGAAAAUUUUUUUCAUGUGUUCUUAUUUUUACAAAUAAAAAAAAAUAUAUAUCAAGCUAUAGAAAAUUUAAUAAUUUUAAUAAAUGAUAUAAAAUAUGAAAUAAAUUAUACUGUGAAAUAUUUUACGUAUAAUAUUGAAGAAUAUAUAAAUUUUUUAAAAAGUAUUUUCGUAUACAUAUUAUUACUAUCGAAUUUUAAAUAUGAAUUUUCACGCUUAUCUAAAAGAAUAUUAUAUAUAUAUAUGGUAUUGAUUAAAACAUUAUUUGUUAUAUGUAUUUUUAUGAAGAAUAAAAUUAUCCCCUACUUAUUUUUGAAUUCUUCCUUUUUGUUAAAUACGCUGAUGGAUGAUAAUUAUACAAGUGGUGAUCAACAAAAUGAAAGUACCAGCGAAGAUGAUGAUGAUGGAAAUACAAAUAAGAGUACAUGCAAAUAUAAUAAUGUAUAUCAUAAAGAUCACUAUAACGAAUACAUUUAUAACCAGGAUGGUAAUAUUAUAAAUUUAAAAAAAAAGAAUACAAAAUUUAACUUAUUCAUAUGGGGAGAUGAUUAUACAGGAUAUAAUUUUACCAGAUUAUAUUUGGAAAGAAAAAAAGAAAGGAUAAUACGAAAGAAAUUUUUUUCAAAAGAAUUGAAAGAUGUUGAUGGAAAAUCGUUUCAAGAAAUUUUUGAAUAUAUAAUAAAUUUGUGGAAAGUAUCAGGACAACAUUUUUUCUUUUAUGAUCAUAUACACAACUUAAAUGAAAUGUAUUAUAAUUUAUUUAAAGAUAAUAUAAUAAAUAAAAAAAAAAUCCUCAAUUUUUUAAAAAUCUAUCUUUUAAUUCUAAACAAAAUUAAUUAUCCGACUCCUCCUCGUUUCUUAUCAUCUCGUGCUUUCCCAUGUGUAGUUAGUCGGGCAUACAUAUACAAAUCGAACUUUGGAAAAAUGGAGUAUGAAGUGGAGUCCGUUAAAUGCAUAGGUCACUUGGAAAAUGCCCAAGCACAUGUAAUAAAACAGUUUUACUAUUGUAAUAUUAAAUUAGUUUUGAGAAAUAAAAUUAUAAGAAAUAUAAAUGUAAAAGCUAAAGGAGUUUCUGUAUUAUAUACGUUCCAUAUACAAAUAGAAAACGAAGAUUUAAAGAACUUUUAUAUCUUCAUGAUACCACUGGAUAAAGAUAAACAAAUAUUGGGCCAAGCCAAGCCAACUGAUUUUUUUAUUAAAUAUGUAUAA
This is a messenger RNA of Plasmodium falciparum 3D7, 7719 nucleotides long. RefSeq lists its product as uncharacterized. NCBI's taxonomy places the organism in Eukaryota, Apicomplexa, Aconoidasida, Haemosporida, Plasmodiidae. The record is from RefSeq and is a predicted model, not a curated record. Gene Ontology annotation, cellular component: preribosome, small subunit precursor; nucleus. Gene Ontology annotation, biological process: positive regulation of DNA-templated transcription; rRNA processing.